AUGGCAAGCUUACUUCGCCACUCCAUCGACAUCAAAGCGCUCGAGGACUACAUUUGCGAACAUGUACCGCGCAUCCAAAUACCAAUCGCAGUUAGCCAGUUCGAGUGCGAACAAGCAAACGGAACGUACUUGAUUAAAGAUCGAAUUGGUGCCAAAUAUGUGAUGCGAGAGAAGCCCACGGGCCAACUCGUUUCUCAAAGUGCUCAUAACUUCGAGCGAGAAUACCGGGUCCUUCGCAUACUUCACGCGUCUUCGGUUCCGGUUCCAAAGAUCUACUGCCUGUGCGAAGAGACAAGUGUCCUUGGGGCGCCGUUCUACAUUAGGGAGUUUCUAGACGGUAGAAUCUUCGAGGAGCCUAGCUUUCCCGGUGCAACUCCGUGGGAAAGACACCGGAUGUGGAAAGAAGCGGUCGUGACUCUAGCAAAACUUCACAGCGUGGAUAUUGAUGACGCAGGGUUAGCGACCUACGGUCGCCGAACAGGCUUCUACCAACGACAAUUGCGUGCCUGGGAAGAUUCGAGGAAAGCUCAACGCGCCGUACUAGACGUAGAACCAGUGGGCCCCGUACCGGCCGUAGACGUGAUGGCCGACUUCUUCUCCCUCGAGCGAUACCAGCCCAAAGACCGCGCUUGUCUGAUUCAUGGUGAUUAUAAGAUCGCUAACCUUGUUUUCCACAAGACAGAGCCGAGAGUUAUUGGGAUAUUAGACUGGGAAAUGUCGACCAUCGGCCAUCCUCUCGCCGAUCUCGCAACCCUCCUCCAGCCUUUCACUAUCGUGACGACAUUAUCGGCGGCAGCGAAAGAGCUCCUUAUGCCAUUCCAGUUGAUGUCUGAGGUCCCAGGCCUACCCACCGUCGCAGAAUGCCUGUUCUGGUAUAGGACGGUAGCGGGGUGGAACCCCACGUCGGAAUUGACCUGGGCCAGCGCCUAUUCAUUAUUUCGCACGAGUAUUGUCCACCAAAGAAUUCCUGCAGCGUAUGCUGCUCUGCAGGCGAGCCGAAGUACUGCUAUCGAGAGUGCCCGUGAUAUGUCCACUUGCGCAUGGCUGACCUUGACUCUGAUAAGACGGAUCCUGGAGGCGGACGCUGAGCCUCGCGCUAGGAUAUGA
This is a messenger RNA of Penicillium chermesinum, 1107 nucleotides long. RefSeq names its product phosphotransferase family protein. NCBI's taxonomy places the organism in Eukaryota, Fungi, Ascomycota, Eurotiomycetes, Eurotiales, Aspergillaceae. The transcript has 4 exons. Bases 1 to 1107 code for a protein of 368 amino acids. The record is from RefSeq and is a predicted model, not a curated record.